CGGCUGCCCGCCCGCUUCCCGCUGGGAUAGCCGCAGCAUGGGCAGGCGGCGGUGGCUCUGGGCGCAGCGCUGCUGCUUCUUGUCGCUGUGGCUGGGCUGCCUGGCGCUGUGUGCUCAGGGAGCGGCCGGGAGGCAGCAGCGACAGCCGCAGCAGCAGCAGCAUCGGCCGGCGCUCCGCGCUCCCUCAGGAGCGGGCAGCCCCUUGGCCGCCGCCGCCGCGCACCGGGAGGAUGGGGGCGGGAGCGACGCCGGUCGGGUCCGCAGGCGAGGACAGCACGACGCGCUCCGAGGGCCAAAUGUGUGUGGUUCUAGAUUUCGCUCCUACUGUUGCCCUGGAUGGAAAACGCUUCCUGGAGGGCGUCAGUGCAUUGUUCCAAUUUGCAGAAAUAGCUGUGGUGAUGGAUUUUGUUCCCGUCCCAACAUGUGCACUUGUGCCAGUGGGCAGAUAUCGCCCACGUGUGGAUCAAGACCUGCGCAGCAGUGCAGCAUCAGCUGCAGGAACGGCGGGACGUGCGUGGAUGAGCGGUGCCAGUGCCAGAAGGGCUUCUCGGGUGCCCACUGUGAGCAGCCUGUCUGUGAGAGUGGCUGUCAGAAUGGAGGACGGUGUGUUGGACCCAAUCGCUGCGCUUGUGUCUACGGCUUCACUGGCCCUCAGUGCCAAAGAGAUUACAGGACAGGCCCGUGUUUCACCCAGGUGAACAAGCAGAUGUGCCAGGGCCAGCUGACAGGGAUUGUGUGCACCAAGUCCCUGUGCUGUGCCACCGUGGGACGGGCCUGGGGCCACCCCUGUGAGAUGUGCCCUGCCCAGCCCCAGCCCUGCCGCCGCGGCUUCAUCCCAAACAUCCGCACUGGGGCCUGCCAAGAUGUUGAUGAGUGCCAGGCUAUCCCUGGAGUCUGCCAAGGAGGAAACUGCAUUAAUUCAGUAGGUUCAUAUGAGUGCAAGUGUCCUGUGGGCCACAAACAGAAUGAGGCAACUCAAAAAUGUGAUGAUAUUGAUGAAUGCAGCGUCAUCCCAGGGAUUUGUGAGGGUGGUGUUUGCUCCAACACUGUGGGGAGUUAUUUCUGCAUCUGCCCACGGGGUUUUGUCGCAUCUGUGGAUGGAUCCUGCACUCCUGAUCAGAGAGCAGGCAGCUGUUUCUCCAGCUCUGCAAGCGGCCGCUGUGCACAGGAGCUGCCAGGGAGGUUCACCAGAAGGCAGUGCUGCUGUGAGUCUGGCCACUGCUGGGCCAGUGGCUCUGUCCCAGAGGUGUGUCCUGUCAGAGGAUCUGAUGACCACCGCAGGCUGUGCCUGGACGGUGCCCCUGCCCGAGGCGGCUCCCGGCGCGGUGGAGCAGGAGGGAAUGGGUUCCAUCCCGGGGCCAAUGGGAAUGGAUUUGGCCCAAGAGGAGCUGGGUUCAUCCCCAUCCCAGGAAGCAACGGAUUCUCCCCAGCUGGGGGGGGAGCAGGUGGUCACAGCCCCACUGGAAGUGGCCCGAUCAUUACAGGACUGACAAUACUCAAUCAGACAAUAGACAACUGCAAGCACCAUCCCAACCUCUGUUUGAAUGGACGUUGUAUACCAACCCCCUCUAGUUACAGAUGUGAAUGCAACAUGGGAUAUAAGCAGGAUGCAAAUGGGGAUUGUAUUGAUGUUGAUGAGUGCACAUCAAACCCCUGCUCCAACGGGGACUGUGUCAACACACCUGGUUCCUAUUACUGCAAGUGCCACGCAGGUUUCCAGAGAACUCCUACCAAGCAAGCCUGCAUUGAUGUGGAUGAGUGCGUUCAGAAUGGUGUUCUUUGUAAAAAUGGGAGGUGUGUGAACACUGAAGGAAGCUUCCAGUGCAUUUGCAAUGCUGGGUUUGAACUGACUGCAAACGGAAGAAACUGUGUGGACCACGAUGAGUGUGCCACCACAAACAUGUGCUUGAAUGGGAUGUGCAUAAAUGAGGAUGGGAGUUUUAAAUGCAUCUGUAAACCAGGAUUUGUCCUGGCUCCAGAUGGACGUUACUGUACUGAUAUUGAUGAAUGCCAGACAUCAGGAAUUUGCAUGAAUGGUCAUUGCAUAAAUACUGAAGGCUCAUUUCGGUGUGAUUGUCCACCUGGCUUGGUUGUUGGAGUUGAUGGUCGUGUGUGUGUAGAUACUCAUGUGCGUAGCACAUGCUAUGGGGGCAUCAGGAAGGGGCUGUGUGUCCGUCCCUUCCCUGGUGCUGUGACAAAGUCUGAAUGCUGCUGUGCCAACCCUGACUAUGGCUUUGGGGAGCCGUGUCAUCCCUGCCCUGCUAAAAACUCAGCUGAGUUCCAUGGCCUUUGUAGCAGUGGAAUAGGUAUUACUGUUGAUGGAAGAGAUAUUAACGAGUGUGCUUUGGAUCCUGAUAUUUGCUCCAAUGGGAUUUGUGAAAACCUUCGUGGCAGCUAUCGCUGUAACUGCAACAGUGGCUACCAGCCUGAUCCUGCUGGAACCAAUUGUGUGGACAUUGACGAGUGCUCUGUGAACGGGCUGCUGUGUGACAACGGGCUCUGCCGGAACACCCCGGGCAGCUACAGCUGCUCCUGCCCCAGGGGUUACCUGUUCAGCUCGGAGACAGACACCUGCGAAGAUAUAAACGAAUGUGAAAGCAGCCCAUGUGUCAAUGGUGCUUGCAGGAACAACCUUGGGUCGUUCCACUGUGAAUGUUCAUCUGGCAGCAAGUUGGACCCUACAGGACUGAUUUGUAUUGACAGCCUGAAGGGGACGUGUUGGCUUAAUAUCCGAGACAGCCACUGUGAAGUCAACAUCAAUGGUGCCACGCUGAAAUCUGAGUGCUGUGCUACUUUAGGAGCAGCCUGGGGCAGCCCAUGUGAACGGUGUGAAUUGGACACAGCUUGCUCAAGAGGAUUUGCCAGAGUGAAGGGAGUUAUCUGUGAAGACGUGAACGAGUGCGAGGUUUUCCCGGGGGUUUGUCCCAAUGGGCGGUGCAUCAACAGCAGAGGCUCCUUCCACUGCGAGUGCCCCGAGGGGCUGACCCUGGACGGCACAGGGCGAGUGUGUUUAGAUAUUCGCACGGAGCAGUGCUACCUGCGGUGGGAGGAGGAGGAAUGUGUGCAGCCCGUGCCCGGCAGGCUCCGGAUGGAUUCCUGCUGCUGCGCCGUGGGGGCUGCCUGGGGCUCCAGCUGCGAGCGCUGCCCCAUGCCCGGCUCCGAGGAACACCGGGCCCUGUGCCCCAGAGGCCCUGGCUUCUCCAACAGGGGGGAUCUUCUCACUGGCAGGCCUUUCUACAAAGAUAUCAAUGAAUGUAAAGUGUUCCCUGGCAUGUGCAUGAAUGGUAAAUGUAGAAACACAAUUGGAAGUUUCAAAUGCAGAUGUAACAGUGGGUUCACUUUAGAUAUGGAUGAAAGAAACUGUACAGACAUUGAUGAGUGCAGGAUCUCCCCAGACUUGUGUGGAAGUGGUACUUGUGUCAACACUCCUGGCAGCUUUGAGUGUGAGUGCUUUGAUGGCUAUGAAAGUGGAUUUAUGAUGAUGAAGAACUGCAUGGAUAUAGAUGAGUGUGAACGCAACCCUCUGCUGUGCAGAGGUGGCACCUGUGUGAACACUGAGGGGAGCUUUCACUGUGACUGUCCUCUGGGGCAUGAGCUGUCACCAUCACAGGAGGAAUGCUUGGAUGUAAACGAGUGCUCCUUGAGUGACAGUCUCUGCAGAAACGGCAAGUGUGUCAACAUGGUUGGGACGUACCAGUGCUUCUGUGACUCUGGGUACCAGCCCACUCCUGACAGACAGGGGUGCACAGAUAUUGAUGAGUGUAUGAUAAUGAAUGGAGGCUGUGACACCCAAUGCACUAACUCAGAAGGCAGCUAUGAGUGCAGCUGCAGUGAUGGCUAUGCUCUGAUGCCAGAUGUCAGGACAUGUGCAGAUAUUGAUGAAUGUGAAAACAAUCCAGAUAUCUGUGAUGGUGGGCAGUGUACCAAUAUCCCAGGGGAAUAUCGCUGUCUUUGUUAUGAUGGAUUUAUGGUUUCUGUAGACAUGAAAGCUUGUGUUGAUGUGAAUGAAUGUGAUUUGAAUUCCAACAUCUGUAUGUUUGGGGAAUGUGAAAACACCAAAGGCUCCUUCAUUUGUCACUGUCAAGUUGGAUAUUCAGUCAAGAAAGGAACUACAGGGUGCACAGAUGUGAAUGAGUGUGACAUUGCAGCUCACAACUGUGACGUGCAUGCCUCGUGUGUCAAUGUGCCAGGAAGUUUUAAAUGCAGUUGCAGAGAAGGUUGGGUUGGAAAUGGCAUUAAGUGUAUUGAUCUUGAUGAAUGUGCCAAUGGGACCCAGCGGUGCAGCGCCAACGCCCAGUGUGUGAACAGCCCGGGCUCCUACCACUGUGCCUGUGCAGAGGGAUUCACUGGAGAUGGCUUUACCUGCUCUGAUGUUGAUGAGUGUGCAGAGAACGUGGACCUGUGUGAAAACGGGCAGUGCCUGAACGCCCCCGGCACCUUCCGCUGCGAGUGUGAGAUGGGGUUCACCCCUGCCUCUGACAGCAAGUCCUGCCAAGACAUGGAUGAGUGCUCCUUCCAGAAUAUUUGUGUGUUUGGCACCUGCAAUAAUGUCCCAGGAAUGUUUCGUUGUAUCUGUGAUGAUGGCUAUGAACUGGAUCGAACUGGAGGAAAUUGCACAGAUAUUGAUGAAUGUGCUGAUCCCAUUAAUUGUGUUAAUGGUCUUUGUGUAAACACUCCUGGAAGAUACGAGUGUAAUUGCCCUCCAGACUUCCAGCUGAAUCCUACUGGAGUGGGUUGUGUGGAUAACCGUGUGGGCAGCUGCUACCUGAAGUUUGGACCAAGAGGGGAUGGGGGCCUGUCCUGCAACACUGAGAUUGGGGUUGGAGUCACUCGUUCCUCGUGCUGCUGCUCUCUGGGAAAGGCUUGGGGGAACCCCUGUGAGACCUGUCCACCUGUCAACAGCACUGAAUACAAUACUCUCUGUCCAGGGGGAGAAGGAUUCAGACCAAAUCCCAUCACUAUUAUUUUAGAAGACAUUGAUGAAUGUCAGGAGCUGCCAGGUCUCUGCCAAGGUGGAAAUUGCAUCAACACUUUUGGCAGCUUCCAGUGUGAAUGCCCAAAAGGUUACUACCUCAGUGAAGAGACAAGAAUCUGUGAAGAUAUUGAUGAGUGUGUUGCACACCCUGGUGUCUGUGGUCCUGGCACCUGCUACAACACCUUGGGGAACUACACCUGCAUUUGCCCACCUGAAUAUAUGCAGGUGAACGGAGGACACAACUGCAUGGACAUGAGGAAAAGCUUUUGCUACAGAAGCUAUAAUGGAACCUCCUGUGAGAAUGAACUGCCCUUCAAUGUGACCAAAAGGAUGUGCUGCUGCACAUACAAUAUUGGGAAAGCCUGGAACAAACCUUGUGAGCCAUGUCCAACUCCAGGAACAGUUGAAUUCAAGAGCCUAUGUGGAAAUAUUCCUGGCUUCACUUUUGACAUCCAUACUGGAAAAGCUGUUGACAUUGAUGAAUGCAAGGAAAUCCCAGGAAUCUGUGCCAAUGGAGUUUGCAUCAAUCAGAUUGGCAGCUUCCGCUGUGAGUGCCCCACUGGAUUCAGUUACAAUGACCUGCUCCUGGUCUGUGAAGAUAUUGAUGAGUGCAGCAAUGGGGACAACCUGUGCCAGAGAAAUGCUGACUGUAUCAACAGCCCUGGGAGCUACCGCUGUGAAUGUGCUGCUGGCUUUAAGCUGUCACCCAAUGGUGCCUGCAUUGAUCGCAAUGAAUGUCUGGAAAUUCCUAACGUUUGCAGUCAUGGCUUGUGCGUGGACGUGCAGGGAAGCUACCAGUGCAUAUGUCACAAUGGCUUCAAGGCAUCCCAAGAUCAGACUAUGUGCAUGGAUGUUGAUGAGUGUGAGCAGUAUCCAUGUGGAAAUGGAACCUGCAAGAACACAGUUGGAUCAUACAACUGCCUCUGUUAUCCAGGAUUUGAGUUAACUCGUAAUAAUGAUUGUGUGGAUAUUGAUGAGUGCAGUUCCUUUGGUCAGGUGUGCAGAAACGGACGGUGUUUCAAUGAAAUUGGUUCUUUCAAGUGUUUGUGUAAUGAAGGAUAUGAGCUUACUCUGGAUGGCAAGAAUUGUGUUGAUACCAACGAAUGUGUGGCACUGCCUGGUUCAUGCUCUCCUGGUACCUGCCAAAAUUUGGAAGGCUCAUUCAGGUGCAUCUGUCCACCAGGAUAUGAAGUAAAAAGUGAAAGUUGUAUUGAUAUUAACGAGUGUAACGAGGAUCCCAACAUCUGCCUCUUCGGGUCCUGUACGAACACCCCGGGAGGUUUCCAGUGCAUCUGUCCCACAGGUUUUGUGCUGUCUGAUAAUGGGCGGAGGUGCUUUGAUACUCGUCAGAGCUUCUGUUUCACCAACUUUGAGAAUGGGAAGUGCUCAGUGCCAAAGGCUUUCAACACCACAAAGGCCAAGUGUUGCUGCAGUAAAAUGCCAGGAGAAGGAUGGGGUGAUCCUUGUGAGCUCUGUCCAAAGGAAGAGGAAGUUGCUUUUCAGGACCUGUGCCCAUAUGGUCAUGGAACUAUUCCUGGAAUUGAUGACACACGUGAAGAUGUCAAUGAGUGUCUCGAGAGCCCAGGGAUUUGCUCCAAUGGUCACUGCAUCAAUACUGAUGGGUCGUUCCGCUGUGAGUGCCCCAUGGGGUACAACUUGGAUUUCACAGGAGUGCAUUGCAUAGAUACAGAUGAAUGUUCCAUUGGCAACCCCUGUGGAAACGGAACGUGCUCUAACGUGGUUGGCAGCUUUGAGUGCAGCUGUCACGAAGGAUUUGAGCCAGGCCCAAUGAUGAAUUGUGAAGAUAUCAAUGAGUGUGCUCAGAACCCCCUGCUGUGUGCUUUUCGUUGUAUCAACACUUACGGUUUCUACGAGUGCACCUGCCCCGUGGGAUACGAGCUACGGGAAGACCAAAAGAUGUGCAAAGAUCUAGAUGAAUGUGCUGAAGGUCUCCAUGACUGUGAAUCAAGAGGCAUGAUUUGCAAAAAUCUAAUUGGUACCUUCAUGUGCAUUUGUCCUCCUGGGAUGACCCAGAGACCUGAUGGAGAAGGAUGCACAGAUGAAAACGAGUGCCGCUCCAAGCCAGGUGUCUGUGAAAAUGGGCGUUGUGUGAAUGUUGUUGGCAGCUACAGAUGUGAAUGUAACGAAGGAUUCCUGUCAAGUCCAUCAGGCAUUGAGUGUCUUGAUAAUCGCCGGGGGUUUUGCUUUGCUGAAGUUCUGCAGACCAUGUGCCAGAUGGCUUCGAGCAGCCAGAGCCUUGUCACCAGGUCCGAGUGCUGCUGUGACGGCGGCCGGGGCUGGGGUAACCAGUGCAGGCUCUGCCCCCUCCCCGGAACCACCCAGUACAAGAAACUCUGUCCACACGGAUCAGGCUACACCACAGAUGGAAGAGAUAUUGAUGAGUGUAAAGUCCUGCCAAACCUGUGCAGGAAUGGGCAGUGCAUUAACACCAUGGGCUCCUUCCGGUGCUUUUGCAAAGCUGGCUAUACCACUGACAUAACUAGCACAUCUUGUAAUGAUCUUGAUGAGUGCUCCCAGUCCCCCAGACCAUGCAAUUUUAUCUGCAAGAACUCAGAAGGGAGCUAUCAGUGCUCAUGCCCCCGGGGCUAUGUCCUGCAGGAAGAUGGAAAGACAUGUAAAGAUCUUGAUGAAUGUCAAACCAAACAACACAAUUGUCAGUUUCUCUGUGUCAACACCCUUGGAGGCUUCACUUGCAAAUGUCCACCUGGUUUUACACAACAUCACACGGCUUGUAUUGAUAACAAUGAAUGUGGUUCUCAUCCAUCACUGUGUGGAUCAAAAGGAAUUUGCCAAAACACUCCUGGAAGUUUUACCUGUGAAUGUCAAAGGGGAUUUUCUCUGGAUUCUACUGGAUUAAACUGUGAAGAUGUGGAUGAAUGUGAUGGAAACCAUAGGUGCCAGCAUGGCUGUCAGAACAUCCUGGGUGGAUACAGAUGUGGGUGCCCACAAGGAUUUAUCCAGCACUACCAGUGGAAUCAAUGUGUUGAUGAAAAUGAAUGCUCCAAUCCUCACAUGUGUGGCUCUGCUUCUUGCUACAACACCCUGGGGAGUUACAGGUGUGUCUGCCCCUCGGGGUUCUCCUAUGACCAGUUCUCCCAUGCCUGCCACGAUGUGAACGAGUGCUCUUCUGCCAAGAACCCCUGCAAUUAUGGGUGCUCCAACACGGAGGGUGGUUAUCUCUGUGGCUGCCCACCUGGCUAUUACAGAGUUGGACAAGGACAUUGUGUCUCAGGGAUGGGAUUUAACAAAGGCCAGUACCUGCCACUGGAUGGAGAUGCUGAUAGAGAGAAUGCUUUGUCUCCUGAAGUGUGUUACGAGUGCAAAAUCAAUGGCUACUCCAAACAAGACAGCAGGAAGAAGAGAAGUGCUAACGCUCUGGAGCAGGUGAGCUGGGGAAGCCUGGACACAGAGAGUCCCCUGAAGGUGCGAGUGGCUGUGUCCAGGCUGGGCAGCCAGGAGCCCAUCCUGGAGCUGCUGCCGGCCCUCAGGCGCCGCGUGCGCUACGCCAUCGCCCGCGGCAACAAGCACGGAACCUUCCAGAUGCUCCUGAGGGACGGUGCCAGCCGCCUGCACGCCAUCAGGGGCAGGGCAGCGCCCGGGCUGCACGCCCUGGACAUCACCAGCGUGGCCCUGCCCGAGGAGAAGGAGAUGGAGCAGCUGGAGAGCAGCCAUGAGGACAGCGACCUGCGAGGGGAGACGGGGGAGGCCCUCAGGGUGAGGCUGUGGGUGCACCUCUAUUAGCCGUGCUCCUGUUGUUCAGCCACUUCUUUUUGUGUCUACACACCCAAGAACAUCUGCUUUUCAAAGCCAGUCUGCUUUGGAAAAGUGUGUUUUGGGGGAGGAAGGCAGAGGGGAAGAACCCUUCCUUUCCAUCCUGCCAAGACUGCAGAACCGCCCUUUCAGGAGGGUGACUUAAAACUCUGCCACUGCCAAAACUUCUAUUUACAAGGGCAAAUCAUGGUUACUGUAUCUUUUAUAUAACCUCGAUUUAAAGUAUAUUUAAAAAGCUAAAGUUCAAAAAGUCAUCCUAUGGCACUAAAUGGCACAAAUAUGUGAGCUAUUUUUUUUCCUGUUAGCAGUCUGUAACACUUUGGGUAUUUUGCUAUAGUUCCUAAUGAAAAAAAUAAUUAUAGAAGUUUAUUUAUUUUUAAUGCAGUAAUAUAUGGAGAAAAUAACAAAUUAUGUAAACAAAAAGGGAAACUUGCUCGUUUUUCUUUAGUUUUAUAAAUUUGAGCUAUAACAUUUUAGAGGUACUUUCUUAAUCAAGAAAAAAAAGAAGUAGAUUUGAAAGAUGUUUUCUUUUCUACUUGGACCAGCAUCCAAACAGUAUAUAAGUAAUUCUAAAAUAUAUCAGAGCUGAAAGAUCAGUGUAGUAGAAUAUUCUGACGUGGGAGAUUGUAAACUGUUCCUAUAGUGGGAUAUUCUAAAGUGUUCUUGCAAAUGAGAACUAAGGAAAAAAAAAGGGGAAAAAAAAGUCAUAGAGGAAAAGUAUCACAAUAUCAGUCUCUGCAGAGAUCGUAUUUCACAGCAGCUCAAUGGGUUUGUGUUCUGAAUCACCCACAAAUGGUAGAGGAGGCACAAGCCCUGUAGCAAAAUACCUGGACUGUUUUUAAUCCCCUUAAACUGCAGAACCAAACUGUGCUGCCCUUCCCUCAGUGACCUCAUGAGCCAGCACAGGCAGCCGCACCUCAUGCUCAGAAAGGGUGCUCCACAAACUGGCAUUAAUUCCUGCAGGCAGCUGAAGGAAAUGUCUCUGAGAAGAGAAUGUUUCACUCUGUUUGGUGCUGGCUCGAAACCAGGCUGCAUUUCCUGAGCCCUGAGUGCUGUGUCAGGACUGCCACACCUGCAAACUCAAUUACUGCAGCGCAGGUGAGGAAAGUUAUGUAUUUGAAGUUCAUUUGUUAGAAAUCUCAUUAAUGCUGUAGUUAUACAUGCCUCAUUUUAUCAUAGCUUGUUCUGUAAGAAAGAUGAUUGUACAAUGACUUGAGUUUUAGUUUAGUAAUUUUUUUUUUCUUUUUACAUUUUGUACUGUCACGUGUUAAGUGUAUGUCUCAGUGGUGCUUUCUGUGGCAGCUGGUGCCUGUAACUGGCCAUGCAACAGAAUCUCACAUGUGAAAAUAGCCAAAGCACAUCCAGGAUUGUUCCAGUUGCAUGUAGGUGCUGACCAAAGACUAUACCAAGUUAAACUCAGUGAUUUUUCUUCUCUUUUGUUGAGUUUGGGGAUUUUGAAAAGAGAUGUUUUAAGAAAAAAAGCCUUCUCUUGAACAUUUGUAUCAGUAAGACAACAUUUUCUUGCA
Motacilla alba alba is the source of this 10293-nucleotide messenger RNA. RefSeq names its product fibrillin 2 (gene FBN2). The transcript has 65 exons. The record is from RefSeq and is a predicted model, not a curated record. Gene Ontology annotation, molecular function: calcium ion binding. Bases 38 to 8737 code for a protein of 2899 amino acids. NCBI's taxonomy places the organism in Eukaryota, Metazoa, Chordata, Aves, Passeriformes, Motacillidae.